AGUGAUGGGUGCGGUUUAUUGGUUGAUAGCUGAGGCCUGUGUGCGUGUGCAUUCUGAGGAAACACAUUUGUGCAGAAACCGAAAGUAAUGAUGUGUAAGUAAAGGAAAUGAAAAUUCGCCUUCAGAAGUUUUGAAACAGACAUAAAUAUCACAUUACCGUCUGAAGUCAGUUUCUCAUUAUGGAGAGGAGGAAGAGAAAAUCUACACCUACAAAACACAGCUGUGUGUCUCUGAAGAGUGACAGAUUCAUGUCCGAUCCUCCUAAAUUCAGUGUUAAAUCAGUGACCUCUGACCCCAGUGUGGAUCAUUGUGGAGAGUUCAGAAGUACAGCAGGACUACACAAAUAUGCCUGUGAUCUCACACUGGAUCCAAACACAGCAAACUCUUAUCUCAUUCUGUCUGAUGAGAACAGGAAGGUGAUGUGUGUGUUAAAGAAUCAGUCGUAUCCUGAUCAUCCAGAGAGAUUUGAGAAGUGGUGUCAGGUUCUGUCUGGAGAGAGUCUGCCUGGACUCUGUUACUGGGAGGCUGAAUGGAGUGGACAUGCUGAAAUAUCAGUGACAUAUAAAGGAAUCAGCAGGAAAGGAUGGAGUGAAGACUGUGUGUUUGGAUUCAAUGCCAAAUCCUGGAGUCUGAACUGCACUGAUAACGGAUUCUCUGUCUGUCACAAUAAGAACUUCACUAAGAUACCUGCGAUCUGUUCGUCCUCUAAGAGAGUAGGAGUGUAUGUGGACGUGUCGGCCGGCACUCUGUCCUUCUACAGCGUCUCUGACACACACACACUCACACACUUACACACAUUCAACACCACAUUCACUGAAUCCCUCUAUGCUGGAUUUGGUGUUUAUGACUGUAACUCCUCAGUGUGUCUGUGUGACAUUAAACAACCUCCUGUGAGAAUCAACAGUGAUACACACACAACCGGGUUCUCUGACUCCAAACCUUCUGGCCUCAAUAUUCACCCACUGCUGAACUGUCAGUCUUGUGUCCAUAUAGCUGAUUCUGAUCAGUGGGUUCAGAUUGAGCCGUUGGCCUGUACAAAUGAAGGAGGGUCAAAGUUCAGGGUCAGCACUGACCCAGGCCGUUACGAGUGUGUCAGGACCAGAAUGCGAUGGGUCUGUGACUAUGAAGUCACUCUUCAGUACUGCACCGUAGACGGACACUUCCUCAACGCAGAGCUGGAGAGGCUGCAGUGCAACCGGAUCGGUCCAGUGAUUGACGUGACGGUGAUCUCAGGGAAACUGGAGGAAGUUCAUCUGCCCCAUUACGCCUGUUUAGGAGAGUCUGACCCCUCUCUCAAAGAUGCUGUGAAAGUCCUCAGCAUAAAAGACGAGGGAAUAACCACAGAACCUGUGCAGUUGACCCGAUUCCAUGCCAAGAUUGUCCAACCAUCCUUCUCUCUUAAAACAUUAAUUAUAAGUUGGAUAAUGCAAGUGGACGAACACUGCGAUCUUCUUCUCUACAUGUGUUCUAAAGUUCCUCUCAUUCUACAUGUCUACUUUUUUCCAGUUGAUGACUGUGCGAAAGAAAAAGUUGAGAAGAAUGAAAAGUCAAGUUACCCAAUCAAGCAUCCCAGACCUGACAGACCAUUUCGGAUGAAAACGCCACACAUUCUUGACGUUCCUGGUGCCUUGACUAUCCAUCCCAAAGAAGGGAUCACACUCAGAAGAGAAACUGACCCAAACUUCUUCAAGGUCAAGACACGUCUGGAGAAUGAUUUUGAAAUGACUCUUAUCAGAGAAGAAGAUCAGAAGACUGUCUGGACUGCAAUAAUUGAAAAAGAUGAACUUGAUCUGAUAAAUCCUAAGAGAUCCGAGCAACGUCUAAAUAGUGAGGCAGGUAAAGUAAAUUUAUUUGAUAAACACUUCCCAGAUCUCAUUGAGGGGGUUAAAAAUGUCCAGAUCAUUGCAGAUAAGCUGCAUCAGCAGAACCUAAUUCAUGAGGAACAAUAUUCAGAAAUCAAUCAUGAAAGUUUAACCAGUUAGGACAGCAUGAUUAUACGCAAGCACAGAGAUGCUGUGAAAGCUAAAUCUUGAUGACUGGCUCAUACUAGCACAGUCCUGGGAUCAGUUAUUCGAACACAGGGACCUGGUGCUCAGUCACCUCAGCUAGUUGGGUCUUUGGGUCAACUGGGAAAAGAGCAAACUCUUGCCAGUGCAGAGGAUCUCUUUUCUCGGUAUGGAGUUGGACUCAGUCGAACGGACAGCACGUCUCACAUAGGUACAUGCCCGGUCGGUGCUGAACUGCUUGAACAUGUUCAAAGUCAGGAUGGCGAUCCCACUGAAACUUUUUCAAAGGCUCUUGGGGCAUAUGGCAGCCACAGCAGCAGUAACACUGCUUCAUAUGAGACUGCUUCAGCACUUCAGCAUUGAGAUAGUUGAGGAUGUGAACCCCACGCUCUCUCAUGGGAGCAAGGGCCGCCUCUGUGACUUUCGUGAAGACAUUGGGGUCCCGAGAUAGGCAUGGCAAUGCGGCACUCACCGGGUGAAAGUCACACCGGCCUGUCACCAAACUUUCAGCCCAUGGUCGGACUCCUUGUUUCUGUGGGCAGGAGUACCCCUGGAACAGUUUCUGGCAGUACGUCUUGCAGUGAGCCUCCUAAAAAAGCACCUACAGGGCAAAGACGUGCUGGUCCGGAUAGACAACACUGUGGCCAUUGUGUACAUCAACCAUCAGGGUGGUCUAUACUCCCGUCGCAUGUUGCAACUCACCCUCCAUCUCCUCUUCUGGAGUCAGAAGCAUCUGAGAUCACUUCGUGCAAUUCACAUUCCUGGCACACUCAACCAUGUGGCCGACUAGCUAUCAUGAGCUGUGUUCCCAGGAAAACGGAGACUCCAUCCCCAGGCUGUCCGGCUGAUUUGGCAUCAUUUUGGAGCUUCACAGGUAGACUUUUUAGACCAUUUGUUUUAUUCCCUGACCAGUGGAACACUCGGCACUGAUGCACUGGCACACAGCUGGCCCCGGGGUCUACACAAAUAUGCGUUUCCCUCAGUGAGCCUUCUCGCACAGACACUGUGCAAGGUCAGGGAGGACGAGGAGCAGGUCUUGCUAGUUGCACCCUAUUAGCCCAACCGGACCUGGUUCCCAGAACUAAUGCUCCUUGCGACAUCCCCUCCUUGGCCGGAGGAUAUGCUUUCUCAGAGACGGGGCACCCUGUGGCACCCACGCCCAGACCUCUGGAAACUCCAUGUCUGGCCCCUGAAUGGGACGGAGAGGUUCUAGGUGACUUACCCCAAGAGAUACUUAACAACAUCACUUCAGCACGCAAACAGAUUGGUAACUCUAGCGAGAUCUCAAUUCGUCUGCUCUCACGAGACGUCUCUGUUCCCUCCUUCAGGGACUGAGGGUUACAUACGUAACCGUUUUUGUGUAACAAUAUAGUUACAAAAAUGAAAAUUAGACAAGUACAUGAUAUGAACAACCACAGCGCUAAACAUAGUUAUUGAGUGUGAGUCACAAUCAUGUAAGUGUAAAUCAUACUGCAUUUAGAAAAAGCCCACUCAAGAGAAUACCAUACACUAUUGAAGCCUCUGAUCAGUUUUCUUACGCUUUCUUGAACAUUCGAUGUUGUCAGUAUGUUCUUAAGUCAUUUAAAUAGAUCAGUAUCGGCUGUAAAAAAUCUGAUUGGAGCAUCUCAGAGUCUAGUGAGACACUGAGCACUGAGGAAAAUGAACCAGAACAAUAUUCCUGAACAGUUAGAGAACAAACACAAGGAUGGUAAUAAAGAGAAUUAUCAUUAAUUUUAAAGCUCUAAUGUCAUGAAAUCUCUUUAAGAAGCUUAUAUACAUGCCUUUGUCUCUAUUUCAGUGCAGAUGAGCAGUAACACUGACACUGGAGACAGUGUUGAUGUAACAGCUGACACAGGUGCAAGUGUAAAUGCUCCUGUACUCACUAGAAACACUAUCAGGGGCCCAGUAAACAUCAACUACAGCUGAACCCUGCAGUACACAAUACA
Molecule: messenger RNA, 3952 nt
Organism: Ctenopharyngodon idella (grass carp)
Lineage: Eukaryota; Metazoa; Chordata; Actinopteri; Cypriniformes; Xenocyprididae
Product: NACHT, LRR and PYD domains-containing protein 1 homolog
Exons: 5
Coding region: 180-1982 (600 amino acids)
Molecular function (GO): protein binding
Source: RefSeq, a predicted model, not a curated record